AUGCAGUCUCCGACCCAGGAUCCCCCGGGGACACCACCCCGUCCGCCGUAUUCUCCGGUGACACCGGUGUUUGCGCAACUCGAACCACUUCCUUCCAACGAGCCAAGAAUCGUGCCGCCACCGCUGUCACCUUCGCCGACAUCGCAAGCCCCAGCCACCCAUACUUAUCCUCGCCCCCCACCAGCAAAUCCACCCGUGUACAAGCCUGAACCACCACCAGUACCGAUUUCAGAAAGUGAGAAUCCAGAUGCGAUCGCGCUGCGAUCCGCAAUCUCUAUCCUGCAGAUGCAGAAGCAGCAGAGUUUGCGCGACAUUCAAGCAUUAGACCGCAUGAAGAUCGCAGCAGAAGCAAACCCAGAAGCCUUUGCACAUGAGCUUGCGACAGGAAGACUUAAGACCGAGGAUCAUGGCACUAUCGUUCAGUUCUCCGAUGAUCAGGAAGAGACAGAAAGUGGCGAUGGAAAACCAACCAACCCAGACGGUUCUCCGGCUUCGAACUUCGGCAAAAUACCUACCCCUCAGAAUAUCGUGCGCAUGCCUCCAGUGAAUUGGGCCAAAUACAGUGUCGUGGGUGAACCUCUGGAUCGGAUGCACAAGGAGCAGUUGCGUCGGCCACACCCCGGGGAGCCUCGAUGGGAGCGCGCGCCGGAGCACGUUUUGGCCUCACCAUAUCGGCCGUUGGUCGAUCAAUUGGAGACGCCAGCCAAGCUGGGCCGAUCCAACAAACCAAAGAAGCCUUGA
This is a messenger RNA of Penicillium brevicompactum, 741 nucleotides long. RefSeq lists its product as uncharacterized. Bases 1 to 741 code for a protein of 246 amino acids. The transcript has a single exon. Lineage: Eukaryota; Fungi; Ascomycota; Eurotiomycetes; Eurotiales; Aspergillaceae. The record is from RefSeq and is a predicted model, not a curated record.